AUGGCGAUUUUUCAUUCUUCAACACGGAGUAACUCGGCAAAACUUCACACGGCGUCACUCCCACAUUGGCACUCUCUUGUCUCCGACAGGUCAUCCAAACUUCAAUGUGCAUGUGGAAAAGUACAUCUUCCCAAUGGAGCCUGUGCUGCCAUUGCAUGGCGACAUUCUGAUCACCUGCUACCUUCGGCCAAAUCCAUCGUCCUCUCUUCAACACGUCAUAUUCCGGUGAGUCUCUGGGCCGCUUUGCUGAUCGGCCUUCGAGCUUUCAACUGA
Protopolystoma xenopodis is the source of this 273-nucleotide messenger RNA. NCBI's taxonomy places the organism in Eukaryota, Metazoa, Platyhelminthes, Monogenea, Polystomatidea, Polystomatidae. The record is from the annotation of a GenBank genome assembly.